This is a messenger RNA of Ixodes scapularis (black-legged tick), 960 nucleotides long. Its product is annotated as probable cationic amino acid transporter. The coding region runs from base 7 to 960 and encodes 317 amino acids. Gene Ontology annotation, molecular function: amino acid transmembrane transporter activity. Gene Ontology annotation, cellular component: plasma membrane. Gene Ontology annotation, biological process: amino acid transport. The transcript is spliced from 4 exons. The record is from RefSeq and is a predicted model, not a curated record. NCBI's taxonomy places the organism in Eukaryota, Metazoa, Arthropoda, Arachnida, Ixodida, Ixodidae.
GUCAUCAUGGGCGCCGUGUGCGGCAUGGCCACGGUGCUGAUGGGGAACAUGUUUGCCCUGACCCGGAUCGUGUAUGCCAUGGCCGAGGACGGCCUUCUCUUCUCCUGGUUCUCCUGGGUCAACGCCAGGACGCAGUUGCCCCUGGCAGCUAUGUACGCCUUCACGUCACUCUCCGCGGUCCUGGCAGUGCUGCUGGACAUCAACACCCUGGUCGAGAUGAUGUCCAUCGGUACGCUGCUCGCGUAUCUCGUGGUCAGCGCCUCGCUCAUUAUCGUCCGCUACAUGCCCCUCGCAAGGCUCAUGGGUGAAGAAAGCCAGGAGCUCCCGGACCUGGCCCGCCCCACGCUCUCCGAUGAGUCUGUGGACGACGACACUGGGGGUCGGCUACGCAACAGCUUCUCGUUCCUGUACACUCUCUAUCCGUUUGACCAGCCGCCGGGCAUCGUGGUGUCGUACAGCAUCACGGUGCUAACGGUCACUGUAUUCAUCCUCGGAUUCCUGACUCCGUUAAUGGUGGCACCGCUGGCUGACGGCAGCGUCUGGGCCGUUCUGGCACUCUUGCUGCUACUAGGAGUGGCCUUGGCCAGCUUCGGGAUCAUCCUACUGUUUCAGCAGAGCUCGGCAACAGUGCGCUACAAGAUGCCGCUGGUUCCGCUGUUACCAACAUUGAGCAUCAUCAUCAAUGCCACACUCAUGACCACACUGCAGCCACUGACUUGGGCACGGUUGGUCAUAUGGAUUGCGGUCGGUCUCCUGGUGUACUUCUCGUACGGCAUGAGGCACAGCAAGCUAAACCCGGACGGCGUGCUAUCUCCGCGAAGCUCGCUGCUCUCAAGCCAGGAGCCAGCUCAGCGAACCUGGGGCGCUCUGGACAAGGAACUGUCCGUCCCUGGCGACAACGCAGACGCACCGGCGGGGGAAGACGACGAUGACAAGCGGCCGCUGGUUCCUGCUUCGUAG